AGGCGCUCUGCAGCUCUUUACUCCGCCGAUAAACCCACUAAAGAAAGAAAGAAAGAGCUCGCGUGUGAUGUGUUUGUGUAUUCUCAGUGUUUUUCUCUCUUGAGUGUUUUAUUGAUUGUAAACAGAGUCUUGUCUCUGUGUAUUUUAGUGUUGAUGAUGAGAUGGAUUUGAUGUGCUGUAAAUCAGGAACUGAUCAGGACUUACAGGAUGAUGAAUCUACUGAUCAAACCUCCACAGAGUCUCUGGAUUCUGUCUGUAACGCUGGAGAACAGCAGCAGAUCCUGCAGACCAAACUCAAGAAGUGUUCAGUCAUACUCAUCGACUUCAGGAACCUCAUGAAGAAGAUCAAAACUGAAACUACAGAAAUAAAAACUGAACCCAAAGAAAUAAAAACUGAACCGACAGCAGAUGAAUAUGAAGACAAGCAUAAUGAUGAACAUGAUUUUAUUCUGUCGGAUGUAAAGACUGAAUCAUGUUUGAAUGGAGAAAUAACGUCCUCAACAUCAGAAGAGCGACUGACUGCACAAACAGUUUCCUGCAUCACCGGUGGAGAGACAUUGAGCUCACAGAGACUUUUAAAGAGAAAACACACAGAACAGAAACAUCAUCUGAAGAAACACACCAAUGAGAGACCGUAUCAGUGCAGUGAAUGUGGAAAAACUUUUAGGGAUUCACUUUCUCUAACUUCACACCAAACCCUACACACUGAAGAGAAACCCUUUCAAUGUUCACACUGUGAUGAACGUUUCAGUCAUAAAUCUCAUCUGAUAGUUCAUGAGAGAGUUCAUACUGGAGAGAAACUUUAUCACUGUGAUGUUUGUGAGAAGAGUUUUAUUCAACAUGAGAAUUUAGUGAGACAUCAGAGAACUCAUACAGAUGAAAAACAUUACAAAUGCUCUCAUUGUGGGAAGACAUUUGCUUAUUCAGGGUCCUUAAAAGUCCAUGAGAGAAUUCACACUGGAGAGAAACCUUACGUCUGCUCGAUCUGUGGAAGGAGUUUCUCACAUCACAAUGCCUUUAGAAUCCAUAAGAGAAUUCACACUGGAGAGAAACAUCAUCACUGUGAUGUUUGUGGGACGAGUUUUUAUCAACAUCAAGAUUUAGUGACUCACCAGAGAAUUCAUACAGGAGAAAGACCUUACAAAUGCUCUCAGUGUGAGAAGAUGUUUACUCAGUUACAACACUUACAAAUCCAUGAAAGAGUUCACACUGGAGAGAAACCUUACGUCUGCUCUCAUUGUGGAAAAAGCUUUUCUGAUCCAUCUUAUUUUAGAGUUCAUGAGAGAAUUCACACUGGAGAGAAACCUCAUCACUGUAAUAUUUGUGGGAAGAGUUUUAAUCUACGUGAUUAUUUAGUGAAACAUCAGAGAAUUCAUACAGGUGAAAGACCUUACAAAUGCUCUCAGUGUGAGAAGACGUUUGCUCAGUCAGUUCACUUAAAAACCCACCAGAGAGUUCAUACUGGAGAAAAACCUUACGUCUGCUCGAUCUGUGGAGAGAGAUUUGCUCGUUCUGGAAGUCUUCAGAAUCAUCAGAAGAAACAUACCAACACAAACUACAUCAAAGUGUCUUAAAGUUUUUACUGCUGUGUCGAAUAUUACCUCUUCACCAGACAAAUAAACAAGUCAACCAAUAA
Misgurnus anguillicaudatus (oriental weatherfish) is the source of this 1636-nucleotide messenger RNA. Lineage: Eukaryota; Metazoa; Chordata; Actinopteri; Cypriniformes; Cobitidae. The record is from RefSeq and is a predicted model, not a curated record.